AUGGAUAAACAUGGCCGAAAUGAGUACAAUUGUGGAAGGAAAAGUUAAAUAUCGCGACGGUAAAAAGUGGAAACCACGAUGGUGUGUGAUGAAAAAACCUUCCCCAGUCGCGGACCGUCUGCUGGUGUACCUGUACAAGGAUGUGCGGGACGCGGUAAAGGGCCUCUCAGCAAAGUCAAGCUUCCCCCUGGACGGUUUCUACGGACUCGAGUCUGGCAUCUGUAUUGACAAGGAGACCAGUGUUCUCGCCAUUAUUUGCAACAAGCAGAUCACCCUACUGGCCUUCGACUCCCGUGAAACUCUCAUACAGUUUGAGAUCAAGAUUAGGCGCAGUCUAGGAGAAGAGCACCAGUUUCCCGUGCGCACCAUCAAGGUCCCGUCCCACAGUAAGCUCCCACUUGACCUCCUUCGUAUGCACAUCCAUGGCUCCAAGUUCUGCCUGACUGGUCACAUUCCACCAAAGAUCCUUGGCAGCUGGCAGGUGUCCGAGCUACGCAGAUUUGGUGCCAUCGACGGAAAGUUCUGCUUUGAAGGAGGAUCACGCUGUGGUAAAGGUGCAGGCUUCCACGUGUUACAGACAGACCAGGUGGAAGAGAUCUCAGAGAUCAUUUCUCGAGCCAGUGCCGGAAAGUCGGCCCCUAUUAUCCGCAGACAAACUGGUAAACGAAGGAGUGAGUUUCUGGAGCCCAGCAAGCAGUCAGUCAGUGACGCAGUCUUCAAGAAGUUUGAGAACCGGCAGGUGUUUGCAGACCAGAAUUACCACGACGACAACUCUUGGCCCCGGUACAAACGACACUCCAUCAGCUUUACUGAUUUUCGGCGAGGGAAAACUUACACGGAUAAACAACAUUUACAGAGCAUUGAAAAUGUUGAGAAGGAGCGCUUAAUGGCAAUCUAUGACGUGCCUCCAAGAAGGAUUCGUAAAGUAGAACAAAAAAAUUUUAACAGUGAAAACAGCUCUGCUCGCAGUUUUGAUGAAAACUUUAAUGCCUUUCGAAAUAUUUAUGGACAAUCAUCACAGGGUAAUGAAAACUAUCUCAAUUGGACUGGUGAAUUUAAUAACAAUGUAAUGUCCUAUCAAGUGCCAAGAAACUGUGUAGAACAGUCUGAUACUGUCAGUGUUGACCAAUCAGAGACAACCACUAUCACCAGCAGCCAAUCAGAUUCUACCUCACCAAUAGGGAGUGUUUUAUCUCUGCAGUGUGAAAGUCAGGAUCACAAUACCAUGUCCAUCUCCUCCAGUGCACCUGUCCUGUGUAACUUUGUAAACGAGCCAUUGACCAAUCACUACAAGCACAUCAGCCAAUCAGUGCCAGGUGAGAAGCGGGCAGAGCUAGACCGAGUGCUUGACAUUCAGCAUGAUGAAGUGAUGAGAAGCCUGGACCAGAGCCAGCAGGAGAUCGAGAAGGAAAUGUCCCUUCUCGAUGAGAUGCUGCAAGUUUGCCAGAGGACAGAAGGAGACUCAGAGUGGGACCAGCAGCCUCCCCCACUCCCUUUAAAACAGGGUCAUCAAUAUGGAAACCCAAGAAGCCAGGGGUCGGGGGUCAGGGGAUCUCUUGACAACAUUAGCAUCUCUUCAGACAACACCCAUUGUCGCCCCUGCCCACGGUCUGGCACCACUAACAGUCUAAUGCUGAGUCCAAACCUUGUGAACAAACUAAAGAGGAUACCAAAGAGGUCCCAUUUCAAUGCCCCACUGCCGUAUGUUAAUUUGUCAAAGUAUGAUGGUGUGGAUGGUGCCAACCAUGUGCAUGUUCCAGCUGUGUCCACAUCUGCCCCUGAUGGCGGGAACUCUUUAUGUGACCUUCAGAGGUCAAGGUCACGAAAUGCUGGGUAUGACAAUGUUCCCAGUGGUAACAGACUGAGAAAGGAUAGUCACAGAGUGUCAUUGUCUCUUCCUGGGAGCCAUGAAAACCUACAGAGUAUUAGUUCUUCUGAUCUACGUGCUAGUGCUCAUACUCGAAACAACAGUUUCUCCUACGAGCCUAUCUAUGCCAAUACGAGAGAGGAGACACCACCACCAGAAUUACCUCCAAAGGGACCAAAUUUGCGAUAUCGACCUAAACCUAUGGUAGAUAUGGCUUCCAGACCACCAGCACCACCUAGACCACCUGAACGCAGGCCAGUAAAACAACGCUCACAAAACAAUAGCUCACCAUUUGCUCGUCAAGUCUCGUACAAAUCUAGUCAGGAGGAAGACUACUUUAUGAUGGGUAGCUUUGAAAAGGAGCCAACUCACUGUAGAAUAGACUACAAUGAGCCGUGUAGAAUGGUUGAUCCAUUGACAGGCAGGCAAGUUGUAAGUUUACCCCCAAAGGAAAAGAAAUAUACACAGUGUGAUGUGGAAGAUUCAUAUAUGGAAAUGGCUGGUAUCAUGGAACUUGACAAAUCAAAAUCAGGGGACAUUGUGAAUAGCUCUCAAAGACCAACGUUUAUGAGAUCUAUCAGUGCAUCAGGUGUUGAAUCCAGCUACGAGGAUACGUAUUCUCCCCUUCCCCCACCCAGAACCGAGUCUGUAAGUGUCAGUGCGGGUAACUCACCCAGGGAACAGAGGCGUGAAACAUUGAUAAGGGAGGAGAACUAUAUCCUCAUGUCUUCAGUGACUCCUGAUAAGCCCAGUGUCUGUGAGGAAGAUUUUUAUAUAAACUCUUCAAUAGUGGAGGAAGGUUUAAAUAGAAUUAUGGAUGUAAAGAAAGAGUUGACAUUUACCUCUGAUGAUUACUGUGAAAUUGAUGGUCCUGAAGGUUCUAGUGACCCAGUGUUUGAAUCAGACAAACAACUGGAGUUGUCCAAUAUAGAAAUGCCAUUUGAUAACUUGUUGGAUUUUACACUACCAUUUCAACAGGUCAAUAGGAAGCCUGUUCUUUUGAAUCCCAACAAUGACAAAUUAGACACAGCAUCAAUAAAAUCUGAGAGCUCUAACAGCAAAGGAGAAACAAGCUCAGGAAAAGCGCCAGGAUUUUUCUCCCGCCUUAUGAGAAGAAAUUCUCGAGAUAGGAAGAGUGUUUCACAGAGUCAGGAGAACUUGUUAGCAACGUCGUUGAGUGAACCAACAAUCAAGGAGGACGUUGUGAUACAGGAGUAUGCUAGUUCAUCUAGCUCAGAGGGGAGUAGUCGCUCCCAGUCUCAACAGGAUCUAGUCUUCCCACCGAAGGAUCGUAGCCGCUCCUCAAGCUUUCCAAACCGCUCAAGCUACGUAGCUAUGAACCCCGAGAGCAACUCCAGCUCAUCUACAGGGAUUUCCAUUCUGUCUCAACACUCAGGUGCUACUAACUCAUCUCUCAAUAGCUGUGAAACAGUGUCCACUCAUACCAGUAGCACGGAGGGCAAUCUGAACGCUCAGGAAAAUGAUAGUGCCCUUGAUCCAGAGAAAGAUGAGUGCUCAAAAGGCAACUAUGAUCAACAGUCAUACUUCUUUAUGGGACCAUUGGAAUCUAGAAGGAAAAGCAAUAAGGAGAAAGAUACAAUAAAAAAUGAUCUAUAUGAAUCUCAACAACCAGAAGUUUCAAAAGUAGGUGAUAACACUAAAAGUGAUUUCAAUAAAGAAGUUUCAGAUGAAAAUGGUGGGAAAGUGUUUACUGUUCUGAAUGUACAAGGAGAUUCAUGUAAAACCGAUGAUGAAAAACUAAUAGAACUGUGGCAUUCUACUCACUCUUUGUCUGAAAAGGGUGAUAAAAUUGCUGAUCUUAAAUCGAAACUUACCCUGCCAUUGGAAGAACUGUCACCCGAUGAAAAAGCUAGUGCAAUUGCAAAACAUAUUUCUUCUCUUCCACCAUUUAUACCUCCUAAAAUGAAGAGCUACCCAACAAAGCUAUCUCCAGUACUAGAGAGGAACACUCCGAAGGGAGACAAACCUGACCCUCUGGACAUGUCCAUGCAGGAAGGGGGACCAGGUGGUGUGGAGUCCCCUGUGUUGAGCCCAAGUCUAAUGAAACUGCAGGCGAAGGCCACUCUGAGAAUCACCCCGCCCUCGGAGGACGAGCAUGGCAAGAUAUGGAUACCCAGGACUGCUGUUCAACCUGAAGAUGAGACACAGUCAGAGAUCAGUGAAGCGGACAGCCAAAAGACGUCAACCCUGGUGGUGGAGGUGAGUGAGAUGGGGGAGGGGGAUAACCUGUCCCUCGGGUCCGUGGAUAGUGGGACCCAUCAAGGAGAUGAAAUGGUCCGUUCCAGCCCUGCCUCCACAAUCCUCCGGCCCCGCUCUGGCAAGGAAUACCAGAAGGUGGAGCGUCGGCGCACCCUGGACGACAGUGUCACCACCAGCCCCCUCAUGACACCACAGUCACCAAAUACUGGCUCUGUGUUCACCUUUGACAACAUUGUCACAUCGUCCUUCCUCAGUGGCUCAGAGGUUCAGUCAUCUAAAUUUUUCAAGAGUUCAUCAUCAGAUCAGUCUAGUAUCAUAACAAGAAGUGAGAGUAUGCGGUCACCCACUGCCAUGUACAUGAACAUUGACUUCACUGGUGACAUGUCUCCUCCAGAGUCGCCACUUCUUGUCCCAGCAGAGCAGAUUGAACCAAUGCUUAACUAUGCAGAAAUUGACCUUAGUGAGGCUGGGAGGAGUGAAACAGCUAACUCCCAGGCUAGAAUGCUAAACUAUGCAGAAAUGGACCUUUCUAUACCGGAGAGAUUUGGAAACACCCGGAAAUCAACAAAGAAGUCAAAGAAAGCUGCUGAGCCAGUACCUGUGGAGUAUUCCAUGAUAGACAUGGUUGCCACUCGGGCUGCCCAGAAGGCCCGAAAGGACCAUGCACAGAGUCGGGACGGAAGCUUACAUCGGGAGCGCUACUCCUCCAACAGUCUCGCCAGUUCCGGCAGCAGAGAGCGCCAAAGUCUCAGUGGGUCCAGCACUAAGGAGCGUUUGGCUACCCUAUCUCUUUCCAAGGCCGACAAGAGGCAGGCUGCAGCAUCUAACGCUGGCAAAAGCACUACUUCAGUUGAAUCUUCCAAUUUUUAGCUCUACUGGCCAAAGGCCAGAAGAGCUUAUGCGAUGGUAAUGUGUACGUAGUAUGUGCAUCCGUGCGUCCGUGCGUCUGUAAACAAUUGCUUGUGAACACGAUACAGUCUUCAGUUUUGAUUGUAUCUCGAUGAAACUUGUACAGUGUCUAGAUAUCCAUUAGAGCUGGGUUCCUUUCGAAAACCAGCCAGAUCUGCCCAUGCAUGUCUAGAUUAUGGCCCUUGAUAGUAUUAAAAAAUGCUAUUGUGGUAAACAAUUGGUUGUGAACACGAUACAGUCUUCAGUUUUGAUUGUAUCUCAAUGAAACUUUUACAGUAUCUAGAUAUCCAUUAGAGCUCGGUUCUUUUCGAAAACCAGCCAGAUCCGCCCAUGAAUGCCUAGAUUAUGGGCAUGAAAGUUUUAAAGAAAUGCUUUCUAUUUUUAGCCAGGUCUGCAUGAGCGAAUUCUAUUUUUAGCCAAGUUUACAUGUACAUGUAAAUUCAAGUCUAGAGAUAAGGGAGACAAUUUGCAAGUCUAGGAUUUUGAGAAACAAUUUGCUUUUUGCUUCUGCAGUUGAUUUUGUGAAUUACUUUGCCUUUUUCUUGUUGAAAGCCCAAAGGCCAUUUUUUAGUUUUAAGUUCUGUAGUUUGUGCAUUCAUCUUAACAAAAUUGGUUGUGAAUGUUUAAGUUAUGCACCUGGUGUCAUUACUGGCCACACCCAGGGUUCACAGGUUUGGUAAACAUAAAUCUGGAAAGGUUUGAAAAUCUUUUUGUGUGUUCGUGCAUCCAUCUCAGCACAAUUGAUUGUGAAUGUUUGUUCAAAUUGAUCCAUGUUGUCCAAGGAUGCCCUUGACUUUGACCUUUUGACCAACUUUUUUUAACUUUUAAAACUACAGAAAUUUUUACUAUGAGUACAGUUUUAAAAGCAUUUUUAUUUGUCAGAUGACUUUUACUUGGCACAUAUUAAAAUGUUCAUGCAACUAAUCUGCUUACAAUACUUUCUGGGCUCAGAUGUUGAACGUGCUUCGUUUCAGGUAACCCAAACACAAAACAUAAACUAUAUGUCUGUUGCCUUUUACCCAUACAUACAUGCUCUGGAUUGAGAUGACCACAAAAGCCAUUCCAGUAGAGCAUAGGCCCUUUUGGGCCUCUUGUUAACACAUUUUUUAGUACCGUUAUGUUAAAAAACAAAAUUCUAGUAUUUUAUUACUUUUUUACAUGUAUCUUACAUUUUAUGAAGUGAUUUAAGUGCAGAUAUGUGCUUUAUCAUGAAUAUGUGCUUUAUCAUGAAAUUUGUUAAAACACAUUUUCAUAUUUUCGAUUCUUACGAUCAUACCUUAGUCCAUCAUUUGUGAAUCUAUUCUUUUACUCCGGAGGUUUUUAUUUAUGUUAUUUUAUGCGUGGAGAUUUUUAUUUCUCCAAGGUUAGUGAACAAUAAGCCAAUAACUGCUGUGUUGUGAUCUCUGUUUUUUGUUGCCUUCACUAUACUGUCCUGUGUUCUUGUCCAUAUCUGUGUUGUCAUAUUUUGUAUGUGUUCUCAUCAAUCAGGUCUGGGCAAAUUCCAUUAACAGCAGAACUGCUAUUCAUGACAGUAUUUGGCAUAUUUAGCAGUAUAGAAACAUCGAACUGUUUCAAGGAAAUGUGAACAUAACUGGUGAUGAACAUCUUCAGCAAACAAUCCGAGUUAAAACAAACAAACACUAUUUUGCGGUAAAAAAUGAGCUUUUAUUUGGUUUCAUUUUUUCAUUUCAAAUGCUUAAAAGCAAGCUUAUAGGUCAAAAAUUGUAAUAAAGUCUAUUGAGGGCUCAAUUUUCUAUUCAGUUGACUUUUAAAGUACAAAAGAUAUUGUUUUUGUUGCCUCAUUCAUCCUGUUUUGUAACAAAACAAAAAAAAAUCAAAGAAAUAUUAGCAAAACACUACAUACAUGUAAUUAUCAGAGCUGUCAAUGGCACAGUUAUUAACCUUAACACAUCGAUAUAAUUAUGUAUUGUGACAGGUAAGAACAUGUGACUGCUUCCAGAGCAAAAAGCAAAAACAAUAUGCUUCUUGACUGUAUCCUUUGGUUCUAAAUAUGGCAGUUACUGGCAUAUAUAGUGGUGCUGGUAUUGCUGGGAGUCGCCAGGACCGGUGAAUGGUGUCUGUUUUCACUCUUUGUGUGUCAUAUGUGACUGUGUUCACAACGUAGGUUAGAUGGUUCUAGUGAAGCCAAAAAGUCAUUGUAUGCAUAUAAUUGUUUCUGUUUUGUUGCCAUAGUACAAUGUGUAAGUCUGAUGAUUCAAACUUCAGGUGGUAUGCAACAAUUGAUUUUAUAAAAGAGGUAUAGUUUUCAAGGCUGUGAAAUGAUCAAUAUGGCUAAAAUUAUUUCUUUUUAAAAAAAAUAAAACACUACAAUUUUACCUCCAAAAAACCAAAGGGAAUUGAUUAAAUUGACCAAAGUACUUGAUACCAAAUCUGUUUUUUGCACCAUUCAAAUGCAUUAUUUUAAUUUGAGAGUAAAAAAACAUUCAAUGAUCAUUCAGAUUUCUAUGCAUGAUGUAUCCGUGUAUCUUAAUGAAGUAGUAUAACUGUUUUCAAAGUCUGGUGUCCUUUCCCAAUGCUUUGCUUUUGCUAUGGAAAUACAGCCUGGAAUCAGAUAUUAGGAAAAGAAAAAUAUUGCCACGUCUGUCAAACAUUCUGUUGUUUUCAGUUAGUAUAUGCAUGAGUAUAUCAUUGAUUAAAACUGGAUUGAGAAGCACUCAUGAAUCAAUAUUGUUGAUAUUGAACAUAUACAAAGAGGAUAAAGGCAUUAUUUCCAUAGAUAUUGGGAGGGGACAAUGUUCAGACAUUUCUUUUCGUUGAGCAUUUAUAUUUUCGGUGAUUUAUAAAUAUUUAGGGUGCAAUAUGCUUAGUUCUCAGUUUGUGUUUGUGAUAUAUAACAUUGUGUAGCCUCAAUUAGUAUUUUCAUUGAAACAUAUGAUCAAUUAUAUGUCUUCUAAAAUUGUAUGUUCUAUUUAUAGUCAUAUUGACCGAAUACUAUAAGAUUUAGUACUAAAAUCAUUAUGUAUUUCAGUUAUUCAACAUUAUGUUUAUACAAGUGAGUAAGCCGUGAUUAUUUCUUAUCUUAAAGUCCAAGUGUGCUAGUUAAAGCCUUGCCUGUAUUUGUGCCAUGUGGUUUAACAAACUUAUUCUGUUGUAUUCGUAUACAGUAACUAACUGCUGGUGUUUGUAUAAAUUGUCUUACAAUUGCAUUCGUAUGAUUUUUUUUUGUACUUCAGAGUAAUAUAUAUAUAUGAUCAUGUUAUAUAUUGUUUACAGAUUACCUACCCAUUAUGAAAUAAUCUUUAUGUUUUGUUGGUAUGGAAAUCUCAUUUAUUGCAUAAUCACGUUGUUAGUCUUGCAUUUAUUUUUGAUAGCUCAAAUGAUUAAUUUGUCUUACAUUUUUUUUUAUUUAACGUUAUAAAAAUAGGUAAAAUACAAAAUAGCUUGAAAUUAAUAGAUCUUUAUAAAAAAAUAUGCAUAGUUGCAAAAUUUGUUAUCUAUGAACUUUUUUUUGCUUUUUCUGAUUUUGACAACAUAGUAAUCUUAUAAUUUUAGAAAGCAAACAGAGCCCAGAAAAAACCCAGAAUGAUUGUUGAGUGGAAACUGGUUAAUAGGAACUUGUUUAGUUGCAAUAAUUGUUCAAAUGUUAGCAUACAUAAUUGUAGCGUGCUGUACCAUGUACUUGUUUAAUGUAUAACUGUAUAAAGACCAUGUCAGUGCCAAGUAGCCUUAACCUUAAGUUGUUAUGUAUUUCUUCUUUCAUUAUGUUUAUUAUUUGUUGUGAACACAUAAUUUACAUGUGGAUAGCCAUGCCAGGGUUAUUUUCAUUAUCGCUCAAAAUUAGGUUUAUCAUUUUUAGCUCUACUGGCCAAAGGCCAGAAGAGCUUAUGCGAUGGUAAUGUGUACGUAGUAUGUGCGGUCGUGCGUUCGUGUGUCUGUAAACAAUUGGUUGUGAACACGAUACAGUCUUCAGUUUUGAUUGUAUCUCGAUGAAACUUGUACAGUAUCUAGAUAUCCUUUAGAGCUCGGUUCCUUUCGAAGACCAUGCUUUCUAUUUUUAGCCAGGUCUGCAUGAGCGAAUUCUAUUUUUAGCCAAGUUUACAUGUACAUGUAAAUUCAAGUCUAGAGAUAAGGGAGACAAUUUGCAAGUCUAGGAUUUUGAGAAACAAUUUGCUUUUUGCUUCUGCAGUUGAUUUUGUGAAUUACUCUGCCUUGUUCUUGUUGAAAGCCCAAAGGCCAUUUUUUAGCUUUAAGUUCUGUAGUUUGCGCAUUCAUCUUAACAAAAUUGGUUGUGAAUGUUUAAGUUAUGCACCUGGUGUCAUUACUGGCCACACCCAGGGUUCACAGGUUUGGUAAACAUAAAUCUGGAAAGGUUUGAAAAUCUUUUUGUGUGUUCGUGCAUCCAUCUCAGCACAAUUGAUUGUGAAUGUUUGUUCAAAUUGAUCAAUGUUGUCCUAGGAUGCCCUUGACUUUGACCUUUUGACCAACUUUUUUUAACUUUUAAAACUACAGAAAUUUUUACUGAGUACAGUUUUGAAAGCAUUUUUUUUUGUCAGAUGACUUUUACUUGGCACAUAUUUAAAAAGUUCAUGCAACUAAUCUGCUUACAAUACUUUCUGGGCUCAGAUGUUGAACGUGCUACGUUUUCAGGUAACCCAAACACAAAACAUAAACUAUAUGUCUGUUGCCUUUUACCCAUACAUACAUGCUGUAGAUUGAUAUGACCACAAAAGCCAUACCAGUAGAGCAUAGGCCCUUUUGGGCCUCUUGUUUUAUUUCAGCUAUUUCAGCAUUAUAACUUAACUAUUGUAAAAAUAAAAAAAGGGCAAUUACUUUCAGCUGUAAAAUAUACUUUUUUUAUAAAAAAAAAUCAUUGUUCUGAUGCAAGUGCAGCAAUUUUGUAUUAAAAUCGUGUUAUAAAAUGACUUUGAAAUUGAUUUGUAUGUUAUUUUUGUUUCUACCCUGGGAUGGUUGACCACAGCCAGUAGAUUUAGGUAAAAAGAAAUGCUUUUAGAUGUUUAUAUUAUUAAUAAGAAUAAAUAGAAGAACAAUGUU
Molecule: messenger RNA, 10009 nt
Organism: Mya arenaria
Lineage: Eukaryota; Metazoa; Mollusca; Bivalvia; Myida; Myidae
Exons: 8
Coding region: 11-4957 (1648 amino acids)
Biological process (GO): neuromuscular junction development; positive regulation of protein tyrosine kinase activity
Molecular function (GO): protein kinase binding
Source: RefSeq, a predicted model, not a curated record